GUCAAACCUCUUCGAGCCUUGGACGUUCCACGUCCGGCGUUCGACAGGCAUCCGAGGGCCGGAACCGAAGGCGGUGAGGUGAUGCGCCAAUCGACCAUCGGAACACAAGUGCUCAAGCGAGGAAAUUACAUCAAACAAUCUGCAGAGUUGAUCAGAACACAUUUUUCACACCUCCCAUUGACCCGCCGCAGCCACGCAAGGCACCUAUUCGACGACCAAAAUUGGGUAUAUGCAACAUGGCGAAGCUCCCAAAAGUGCCAAAAGGCACAUUGGGCAAGGCUCCGCUCGCCAAGACCCCUCAUCGAGCACCACCACCGAAAGCGCAAACGCAAACGCAAACGCAAUCACGAGCACAAGCACAAGCACGAGCAAAACAAUGGCACAUUGCAAGAGACAAUAAACCCGAGAUUCACUCCCCUCCGAAAUCUCCGUCCUCGAAACUGAAGCCAUCAUCAUCAACGCAGUCUCCCCCGCGAGCCUUCACGCCCCCGCCGCCUCGCCCCCGCCAACACGAGCUCGAGCUUGCCUCCUCACAAACCUUACACCGCGCAAAAGUAACGCGCUGGCGGCAGACACCGCUCCUAAUUUGCGGCCUGGCCGCCUUCGGAAUCGGCCUCUACAGCGUACAACUAUGGAUAUCUCUCUCUCGGGAUCCGCCGAGCGACAUCCCGGACGACGUUUCUGACAGAUUCGAUAAGGAAGCCGAGGGUUAUGACGAGAAAGUCAACAUUGCAGAAAUUCUUCUCGGAUUAUCGUCGAAGCGAAAGGCAUUGACGGAACAGGCAAAGGGCCAUGUGUUAGAGGUUGCGGUGGGCACAGGUAGAAACAUCGACUAUUACCCGAGGAAGCGAUGCGAUACAGUCACAUUGCUAGAUUCUAGUGGACCGAUGCUGAGCGUCGCGAAGAGGAAGUGGAGGGACACACACGGCGGAGAGUACUUUGGACGAGUGGUGUUUAAGCAGCAAUCUGCGCUCGAUGAAAUUGUACCACCAUACGGAUCGCACGGGGGGUUCGACACCGUGAUUCAGACCAUGGGGUUGUGUUCUACGUCGCGGCCAGUGGAUUUGCUGAGAAAUCUGGAGAGGUGUACUAGGGAGGAUGGGGGGAGGAUAUUAUUGUUGGAGCAUGGAAAGAGCUAUUUUGGGUGGUUGAAUGGUCUGCUGGAUCGCACGGCGCCGCAGCAUGCGGUGGAGCACGGGUGUUGGUGGAAUAAGGACAUUGGGGCCAUUGUUGAGGAGAGCGGACUGGAGGUUGUGGAGAUCAAGAGGUAUAAUUUCGGGACUACUUGGUGGGUUGAAUUGAGGCCAAGGACGGGACUGAAGAGGGGUAUGGGUAUGAAUGGUGAUGUUGUUGUUGAUGAUGGUGAUAAUAACAAUAACGAUGCAGCUGUUGCUGUGGGGAAGGUCGAUCUGUCGACCAAUAACAGUCGUCAGGUUGCACAGAGGUCUUGGUGGGCCCUUUGGAGGUGAGGCUCCAUGCACAAUGAUACAGCAGUCAAUAAUGCAGUGACAUCCCAAUGAUACCCAGGGUGCCAGGUCGACAACACACUCGUCCUCGUACCUAUAGCAUCGAGCAGAAACGGAAUAAGAUUAUCGCUACGGAGUAACAGAUUGGAUGAUCCGUAAUGCUCUAUCUACUCCUCAUCUUG
This is a messenger RNA of Aaosphaeria arxii CBS 175.79, 1648 nucleotides long. RefSeq names its product S-adenosyl-L-methionine-dependent methyltransferase. The transcript has a single exon. NCBI's taxonomy places the organism in Eukaryota, Fungi, Ascomycota, Dothideomycetes, Pleosporales. The record is from RefSeq and is a predicted model, not a curated record. The coding region runs from base 237 to 1469 and encodes 410 amino acids.